AUGCUGCAUUACAAUCUCCUGGCAAUAUUGUCAGCCUUGCUGGGCAUUGCUGCUGGUGCCAACAUUUUUGCUGCCCAUUACAGCGGGACAGUAAACAGCCUGACACUGACUUCGACGAGCAAUGGGGCAUACUCGCUAGCACUAAACAGUUCUCUGUCAAUCGGAGGACAACCAAGUUGGAUGACAUGGGACUCAUCAAGCAGAACAAUAUACUUGCCCGACGAAACUGGCUUUGGAACUGCUUCGAGCUUCGCAGUUUCGGCAGCAACAAAUGGCCGAUUAACACUGCUCGGCAAAGCGACUGGUGUACCACUUGGAGGAGUUGCAAAUGUGUUAUAUGGUUCGGGAUACAUAGCAACGGCACACUACCAGACGUCAACAAUCUCAACUUUGAAAUUACCUCUGUCUUCCUCCUCAAAGACGCUCCAGAAUCUCAAGUAUACCAUGAACGGAAGAGGACCGGUCCCAUCUAGACAGGAUGCACCUCAUCCUCACCACGUCUUUUCUGAUCCGACAGGCGCUUUCCUUCUAGCUCCAGAUCUUGGCGCAGACCUCAUUCGGAUCUACAAAAUCGACAGUACAUCAGGAAAACUCAACGAUUGCCCAAGCUAUGUGGAGCCUGGCGGAACAGGUCCUCGACAUGGCGUCUUCUGGGGUAAAGACGUCCUCUAUGUUGCCAAUGAGCUUGCAAAUACAGUCCACGCAUUUGCCGUGACGUAUCCAGCGUCUGGAUGUCUCACUCUGACCAGGACUCAGUCCUUGACGAGUUUGCCGGGUAAUAGGACCGCACCGACUGGAAGCAAGAUUGGAGAGAUUCAUGUGAAGGAUAAUUUCCUGUAUGUCUCGAAUCGAAGGGAUCUGUCUUUCUCGCCAAAUGACUCGAUUGCCACAUUUUCGCUCAGCACCACCGGCGUGAUGGCUUUCCUGGACAUCAUUUCUUCUGGAGGCACAUAUCCUCGGACAUUUUCAAUUAACAAUGCUGGAGACUUGAUGGCCAUUGGUGACCAGACUACGGCAAAUGUUGUGGUGGUGAGAAGGGAUCCUGUGACCGGGAGACUUGGUCCCCAGGUAGCAAGUCUACGGGUUGGCGUAACUGGUAAUGCUGAAAAUGAUGAUGGAUUAAGUAGUGUGUUAUGGGACGAGUAGCUGCUGGUAGGAGAAUGAUCAUAUCCUAGAAGCUGUGCUCCAACACCAAGACAAUCGUGAGAACUGGAAACACAUUCUUUAUAUGACACCUUUGGCCAUGUAUGAAUCAAUCCACGUUGAGUAUUUCGUCGGAAUAUCUACAGAGAGUGACAACAAUAUAGCUUUGCGUAUGUGAUAAAUGUGCCUGUAGCUGGGUGGAUGUUGGUGAGAGCAGAGAC
Molecule: messenger RNA, 1364 nt
Organism: Cadophora gregata
Lineage: Eukaryota; Fungi; Ascomycota; Leotiomycetes; Helotiales; Ploettnerulaceae
Exons: 2
Coding region: 1-1146 (381 amino acids)
Molecular function (GO): 6-phosphogluconolactonase activity; protein binding
Source: RefSeq, a predicted model, not a curated record